UUAUUUUUUUUUUUAGCAAUUUAUUCUUUAGUAUUUAUAUAAGGUUAUUAAUGAAUACGGCUUUAAAUUAGUUUUAAAGUUGACUUUGUGUGAAGUAUAAUUACUAAACAACUAACCGGAAGUAGAAUCUAUCUUCCACCAACAAACAAAACAGAGCUGGAUGUGUUUAAGCAGAUUCACUGUUAGUGAAGUUCUCUUUGCGGUGAACGUCUGUAGAUCUAAUAUUUGAUGGGAGAAGCGCAGCUAUCUCAUCACGACAGUCAGCUGAUUCUCUCACAUGACUGCUCUGUCUAGUUUCUAGUUCAGGUUACCGGUGCUGUGAAAGUUAUUUGAAGGGAAUCUUGUUUUUCCAGGACGGUGAAGAAUCAUGUUGAAGUUAUUUUAGGAAGGAGAUGAACAUCUGAGGAUAUCUGGACUUCCACACAGAGCUGACUAUGUUUCUAAUAUCACUCUGAGUCCUGCACAAAGAGGGCUAGCUAAACAAGCUUCAGCUGUGUUGAUGUGCUGUUCACACCUGUAGAUAUUUUUUUGUAUUUACUUCCUAGAGGAAUUAACACAUAUCCUGCAAAAAUGAGUCCAGAAGGGAAGAGGCUGUUAAACAUCGUUGUCCUGGGCUUCGGCUUUAUGUUUAUGUUCACUGCCUUUCAAACAUGCGGCAAUAUAGAGCAAACAGUUAUCAAGAGCUUCAACAACACUGAGUUCCAUGGCAGUGGAUACACAAGCAUGGCCAUCAUCUAUGGAGUUUUCUCAGCAUCCAACCUGAUCGCCCCCUCGGUGGUGACUGUCAUUGGACCGCAGCUAUCAAUGUUUUUCAGCGGGCUUUUUUACAGCGGCUACAUCGCUAUGUUCAUUUACCCGUAUACGUGGAGCUUCUAUACAGCGUCUGUGUUGGUUGGAAUAGCAGCAGCAGUCUUGUGGACGGCUCAGGGAAACGUGCUGGCCAUCAACUCCACUGAUAAGACUAUCGGAAGAAACAGUGGCAUAUUUUGGGCGCUGCUACAGUUCAGCUUAUUCUUUGGAAAUCUCUACAUAUACUGUGCCUGGCAUGGACACGUUCACAUAACAGACAAGGACCGUCAGACGGUGUUCAUCUCUCUCACGGUGAUCAGUCUGGUGGGUUGCUUCCUCUUCUUUCUGAUCCGGAAGCCUGACCCUGAACCAGCUCCCUCUGAGGUGACAGAGUCACUGCUGCAGGCAGAAUCCACAGAGAGCAGCUCCACAUCUGGCUCACCUCGCCCAAGCCUCAGCUCACAAGCUCUGGAUGCUUUUGUGAAAGCGUGUAAAAUGUUUGUCACCAAAGAGAUGCUGCUGCUGAGCAUCUCCAUAGGAUACACAGGCCUGGAGCUCACUUUCUACAGCGGUGUGUACGGGACGUGUAUUGGAGCCAUGACGCAAUUCGGCCAAGAUGCAAAGAGUUUGAUCGGCAUCUCUGGCAUCUGCAUCGGCAUAGGAGAGAUCUUAGGAGGGGGUGUGUUCGGGAUGCUGAACAAGUGCAGCCGGUUUGGGAGGAACCCGGUGGUGCUGCUGGGGCUCAUCACUCACUAUCUCGCCUUCUUCCUGAUUUUCCUCAACAUUGCCAGCGACGCUCCUAUAGCCCCGGAGGAAGGGACAGAUCUGCAGGCCUUUAUCACCCCCAGUGUCGGCGUGGCGUUGCUCUGCAGCUUCCUGCUCGGUCUGGGCGACAGCUGCUUCAACACUCAGCUCCUCAGCAUCGUCGGCUUCACAUUCCGCGACAACAGCGCCCCCGCUUUCGCCGUCUUCAAGUUCAUACAGUCCAUCAUGGCCGCUCUGGCCUUCUUCUACAGUAACUACCUGCUGCUGCACUGGCAGCUGCUCAUCCUGGUCCUGACGGGCUUUCUGGGCACCAUUACCUUCUUCUUGGCCGAGUGGUCGGUCGAGUCCAGCAGGCGAGAAUCAGAUUACGACAGCAUCUGAUGUUUGUCUGAUGAGGAUGAGGAGCUCCACAGCUGGAAGAAUCCCCCCCGGGAUGAUGAUGAUGAUGACGAUGAUGAACGUAUCCAAGCCUCUGCAAUCAGAGACACUGUGGUAUGUUUGUCUUUUCAUCCGGUCUGUUAGUGGCUGCAGGAACCAAAUAUUAAUCUCAACAUUUAUCUGUAAUUAAAUCAAAAGGCAUGAGGAGGAACUGUGUGCACACCAGAUAUACCUCACUUUGGUUCAUUCCUCCUCUUCGCAUUAUUUUGUGCACAUAAAUUUGAAAUGAAUCUGAGAAAAUUAUGUGAACAUUAAACUUUAAACAGACUUUGCUGAGGCACGAUGGAUAGGGAUUUGCUAAUCAAAUAAAAAGCACUUUUGAUUUGAGAGCCUGACAACAGUGAAAUAAGGAGUUGUGGGUAAUGGGUGCCACUGUCUGUGGGAAGAGAUCCUGAGGAAUAACACUGACUUUACUGUGAAUCAGCUGCUGGUUUUAAGACAACAAUGUCCCCAACAGCCUGUUUUCACAGCCUGCAUGUACUGACUUAAAGUACAAGUCUGGUGAUAUUAUAUAUAUUUUUUCUUGUCAACACAAUCCCAUGAAAAGACCAAAAUCAACAAUUAAUUAAACCUACUAACAAGCCUGAUAUCUCUUCUUCCUCUGAGCCUCCAUUAAAACACAUCACUGA
Messenger RNA from Sebastes umbrosus (honeycomb rockfish), 2621 nucleotides. RefSeq names its product major facilitator superfamily domain containing 11 (gene mfsd11). The coding region runs from base 571 to 1935 and encodes 454 amino acids. The record is from RefSeq and is a predicted model, not a curated record. Lineage: Eukaryota; Metazoa; Chordata; Actinopteri; Perciformes; Sebastidae. The transcript is spliced from 14 exons.